AUGGCUGGGGCCUGCGUCAGUCAGUAUUCCGGUUUGAGAAACUUAUUUGACGAUCUUUGGGGUAUUACACGAGGCUACCGCCUGUCAAUACGACUCACACUGCAAGACUGGUAUGUUUUGCACCACAAGCAUACGAAAUGGAAACCCCUUGAAGAUGAGGGAAUGCGUCAAGGACCAAACUGGAUCAGUGCCGCAAGAGCAACUGGCAGGUGA
Molecule: messenger RNA, 213 nt
Organism: Pyricularia grisea
Lineage: Eukaryota; Fungi; Ascomycota; Sordariomycetes; Magnaporthales; Pyriculariaceae
Exons: 3
Coding region: 1-213 (70 amino acids)
Source: RefSeq, a predicted model, not a curated record